This is a messenger RNA of Pelecanus crispus (Dalmatian pelican), 828 nucleotides long. The record is from RefSeq and is a predicted model, not a curated record. NCBI's taxonomy places the organism in Eukaryota, Metazoa, Chordata, Aves, Pelecaniformes, Pelecanidae.
CUUAUUCAGGUGGAGGCCCUGCAAGCUCAGAUAGAAGAACAGACACGAUUAUCCAAGGAACAGGUUGAGGCACUACUAGAGGACAGGCGGAUUCACAUGGAGGAAGCCCAGGUUCAGCAUCAGAGGGACCAGGACAGGAUCAAAACUAUAACAGAUAAGCUUCAUAAGACCCAAAAUCUCUUAUAUGAGAGUACCCGUGACUUUCUUCAGCUCAAGUUUGAUGCCCGAGCCAAUGAGAAAGCAUGGAUGGCAGAGAAGGACAGUCUGUUGAGGAAACUUGACAAAGAUCUGGAUCAGCUUAUUAUCAGCAGGGAGCCAGGAAGAGAGAAGAAGCAGAGAGAUACCAAGAAGAUGCUUAGAGCAGAUGAUGGAGCUUGGAAACUCCACAGCAGAGAAAUAAAGUCACUGCAAGAACAGCUAAGGCAGGAACAGCGCCUAUCAAACAUGUAUAGAGAGCAGUGUGUCACCCUGGAAGGUGAGCUGGCUAGGAUUCGUGAGGAGGGAGAUGCUGGCAGAGAACUCUCUAAGGAACGCUCAGAAAAGAUGGGGAAGCGCCUGAAGCUGAUGACUCAGCGAUAUGAGGCCUUGGAAAAACGUCGUAAUAUGGAAGCAGAAGGCUUCAAGAAUGACAUUAAACAGCUUCGGCAGAAGCUGAAAGAUGUAGAGAAGCAGCUUUUUAAGGUGACUCUGAACAUUGGACCAGACCAGGAUCUUGCAAUUCUACAUGAGCUCUGCCAAGGAAACAGACUAACCCGUAAAAUUCAAGGAGAACUAAAAAACUUAAAAGCAAAGAUCUAUGGCUUAGAGAAUGAACUACGGGUCUGCUGA